This is a messenger RNA of Microthlaspi erraticum, 876 nucleotides long. The record is from the annotation of a GenBank genome assembly. NCBI's taxonomy places the organism in Eukaryota, Viridiplantae, Streptophyta, Magnoliopsida, Brassicales, Brassicaceae.
AUGAGUGGUCGAUUUUCUCGGUCCAUCUAUGUUGGUAACUUGCCCGGCGACAUAAGGGAACAUGAGAUUGAAGAUAUCUUUUACAAGUACGGCCGCAUAGUGGAUAUUGAGUUGAAGGUUCCACCUCGUCCUCCAUGUUAUUGCUUUGUUGAGUUUGAGCAUACUCGGGAUGCCGAAGAUGCAAUCAGGGGCCGUGAUGGCUACAACUUUGACGGCUGUCGUUUGAGGGUUGAGCUUGCCCAUGGUGGUCGAGGACAGUCUUCAGGUGAUCGUCGUGGUGGCUAUGGAGGUGGAGGUGGAGGUGGCGGCUAUGGUGGUGGAGGUGGAGGUGGAUCUGCCAGGUUUGGCGUCUCACGACACUCUGAAUUCCGAGUUAUUGUCCGUGGCCUCCCAUCAUCUGCUUCAUGGCAAGAUUUGAAGGAUCAUAUGCGGAAAGCCGGAGAUGUGUGCUUUGCUGAGGUCACUCGAGACAGUGAUGGAACUUAUGGUGUUGUCGACUACACUAAUUAUGAUGACAUGAAGUAUGCUAUAAGGAAGCUCGAUGAUACUGAGUUCAGAAACCCCUGGGCUAGAGGUUACAUUCGGGUUAGGAAAUACGAAAGCUCCCAAUCGAGAAGCCCAAGCAGAAGCAGAAGCCGAAGUCGUAGCAGAGGCCGUGGCCGCAGCCAUAGCCGUAGCCGCAGCCUUAGCAGAAGCAAGAGUCCAAGAAAGGAUUUGAGUAAAUCCCCAAGACGAUCCCUUUCCAGAUCGAUGUCAAAAUCAAGAUCCCCUUCUCCCGACAGGAAGAAUAGCCCCCCCAGGGCAAUGUCGAGGUCCAAGUCCAGGUCUAGGUCUCUGUCAAAAUCUCCUGCCAAGGUGCGCGAAGGCAGUGAGUGA